Cotesia glomerata is the source of this 843-nucleotide messenger RNA. RefSeq lists its product as uncharacterized. The record is from RefSeq and is a predicted model, not a curated record. NCBI's taxonomy places the organism in Eukaryota, Metazoa, Arthropoda, Insecta, Hymenoptera, Braconidae. The coding region runs from base 1 to 843 and encodes 280 amino acids. The transcript has 2 exons.
AUGGCGGAAAUUUUGAAUAUUCAACGACCAAUCAUAUUUGACGACUCUAUAGCUCAUUGUGAGGUGCAUGCGCAUCAACCGUAUGCAUCAUCAACACUAAACAACAACGAUGAAGUAAGGAUAACAAUUCAAAAUCAAAACUUGUGUAUACUUCCAAGCAAAAGUGUACUACAUAUCACCGGUAAAUUCACGAAAAAUGAUAAUACAGCUGUUGCUGAUACAACUAAAUUUGUAAACAUGGGAAUAGCUCAUAUGAUCAAAGAGUUUCGACUAAUGAUAAAUGGAGUUGAAAUGGAUCGGAAUAACAAUGUUGGUAUAACUAGUUUAAUGAAAGGAUAUUUAUCAAUUAGCCCAAAUCAAUUAAGUACUUUGGAAAAUGCAGGAUGGUUGAUGGAUAAUGAGGUUAAGUUUACCGAUAAUGCUGGAAACUUUGACUUUAUCAUUCCACUUAAUAUUUUAAGUGGUUUUGCUGAAGAUUAUCUUAAAGUUUUGAUGAAUGUUCAACUUGAGAUAAUUCUAACAAUAUCAAACACAGAUAAGGAAAAAAUUCAAAUUCUGAAUUACAUCGCCAGUGAUCCCGCUAUACCAAUAAGUUUUCGGACUUGGGAAUUGUAUAAGUAUCCUCUGUUACCUGCAACUUCAAAACAUAUUUGGGCAGUCAAAACCUCAACUCAGCUUGAAAAGCCACGUUACGUUGUUCUUGGAUUCCAAACAGCAAGGAAAAAUGAUGCUCGGAAAGAUGCUAGCAAAUUUGAUCACUGCAAUUUACGAAACAUCAAACUAUUUUUAAAUUCACAAAGUUAUCCCUAUGGCGACUUGAAUUUAGAUAUACCUCACAACUAG